CUGUGGCUUCGGUGAAGCUUCUAGAUCAAUAAUGAUCCUGGGAUCCAUCUUCCCCAUGCGGCUAAAACCCUCCGUUCUGCUGGCCGUUCGAGGUAGAUCAGUGGCUUGGUCCCUUUGGAGCAUCAUGAUCACCCGGAUCAACUGGAUCGGUGGAGAGAAACGUCGUAGACUCCAGGUCUCCAGGAUCGUGUGGACUGGUGAAUUCAACUGCGGAUCCUCCUCCACCGAGGAAGCUCAUUCAACUCUACGAGCCACUCCAGAAGAACGUGUACUCCGUGCUCCCGUACUUGGGAUAAUCCACCCGCCCCCUCAAAACCCAAACUCAAAGCUUCCGAGAACCCCCCGAAAGUCAACUGCCAACGACAUCCGAAGCCCGAGUCCUGUUCCAUACUCAUCCUUCUUCACUCCUCUCUACCCCAAGGACCCCUUUCCAACAUAAUCGGAUCCUUCCACCUCCCUACCGCACCCCGCGCACUCGAUCGCCAUUCUUCGACUUCACUCCGUCAUCCUCUUGAGCUCAGAUCCCGCAAACCACUUCCUUGCCUCCCCAACCCAAAAUCUUCUGCGACGCGGCCGACAACGCCUCUGUCCCUCCUCUGACCCGUUUAAAUUUUCCCACCCAUGGAGCCCCGCGAGGGUGUAUCCUGCUUAACGCGCCCAUAAUGUCCGAGAACUCGGCCCGCCCGACUCAGGAACCCGCGGCCAAGGGCAAAUCCCGCAAGACAGAGCCUAGCACCGCGCCGAUUCGAAAACGCCGCAAGAGAACCGUCGUGAGCGGUGCUCCCGAUGAUUGCUUUGCAUGCGCUAAACGAGGGGCCCGGUGCGACCGGCGCCGGCCCUACUGCUCCCAGUGCCUCGAGAUGGGUCGUGAAUGCUCCGGAUACAAGACCACCUUGACAUGGGGAGUAGGUGUCGCGAGUCGAGGCAAGCUGCGAGGCCAGAAGUUGCCCGUCAUGGAAGCCGAGGGGAAUUCGUCGGCGAGUACCUCGAAAGGAGCGCAGCGUGCAGCUGCGUCGAGCAGCCAGAGUCCGCCCUCGUCGCAUGUGCCUUCAAAUCCAGCUCCACCAUUGGUCGCAACGUCUCCUACGGAGAUGACUGCUCCCAUGCUGGAUCACACGGUGUUGAGCUCGAUCGAUCCAGAUCAUCAGCAUCCACCUGCCAUGUCGACGGUUCCAGAUAUGUCGACAAGCAUGUCAUGGGUUAUGGAUAUGCCCGAUCCACACACCUGGUCCAACAUACCGGCGGCGCCACCUCAGAUAUCCGGGCUUCCUCUACCCACUCGACCAAUGUUCGCCGAUCGCUCUAGCCCUAGUAUUGCAUCGGAGGUUUCGAUGCACUAUGCACCCACAUUGAGCCCCGACGCCAGUUUCGCUGCUCCCGUUUGGUCGGUCGCCCAAAACUGGCAAGCCCCGAAUGCGACAUCACCAUCACAAGAUGUGGACGAGGAAUAUGAACGACAAGAACCCAAACGUUCAAUACUGUGGAACUCGGGUCAUCGUCCGUCAUAUUCGCAGAUGCUCCUGGCAAGAUCGGUCGGGCGCACCCCUCGUCUCCGGUACUUGAUCAGUUAUUUCGCCGAAGUCAUUGCUCCCAUGAUCGUCGCCUUCGAUACCCCUUCAAAUCCAUUUCGUAUUCAAAUUCUCCGUUUGGCUCAGGAUAGUCCCGCUUUACAAGAGGCAAUUGCGACCUUGGCGACGAGUAAUCUGCGCCAGCGUCGGGAACGAAAUCACACGUCCACCGAGAGAACCUUGCCGGCACGCAUGUCCUCGAUGGCCCAUCGGGCACUGACCGACGAAGCAUUUCAAGAUCGAUAUGGUAUCUCAAUUCCCGAAGGUUACGCCCGGGAAGAGAACCAUCACCGUGGGAUGGCCGUCAAAGCCUUGAAUGCCGACCUGGCCGAUCCUCGCCGCAGAUUAUCAGACUCUGUAUUAGCAACGCUACUGAUUCUGUGUCUGUUCCAUGGUUGCGAUACUGGUGUGGCCGAGUUUCGAACGCAGUUUGCAGGAGUCACGCGACUCCUUGCCAUUCGCAUGCGCCAUUCACCCGUCAUAUCGGACGAUCUCAAGUGGUUUAUUCGUAUGUUCUCGUGGUUUGAUACCUUGACAGCGACCACGAAUGAUCGUGAUGUGCAGCUUCGCGGGAAAUGCUUGGAAAUCAGCUCCAUCACGGACGGAGAAUGGGGCCUCGAAAAUCUAGCUGGUUGCGAUGGCCGUUUGUUCAAAUUGAUUUCUCAGCUUGGCCGUCUCAAUCUGCUCAGCCAGGAUCAACAGCCGACCGAGUCCCGCCCUGCCGAGGUGACCAUUCCCACUGCCUCCCUCCCUCCAAAUAUGGUGUUCCCUGGCUGGAACACCGUCACCUCAGGCACUGCCCCGGGAUCUAUAUCAGACCAGGGAUAUGGCGGCGCCUCCAUGCCAACUCCCCCACAAAGCAGUGACCAAGCCAGGAAACCGUCGUCUCCCGCUUUCUGGACUGAAUGGUACUCGCUACGACAACGCCUCGAAUCCUGGCGAUUCGAUCCACCUGCCCAAGCUUCCUUCCCUUCCCCACCCCUCUCUGCCUCGCAUCUCUCCUGGAAUUCACCCGCCUUUAUACCCGCCCCCGCCGCUCCCUCAAUGCCAUAUCAAGUAGCUCCCGAAAACCUCCAGGAUAUCUACCAAAUAUCGGAGUGCUUCCGCCACGCCGCGCUCCUCUACUGCGAACGCCUCGCCGAGCCAAGCCUCCCAUCCCGACACCCGCGCAUCCAGCACCUGGUCCACCUCGCCAUGCACUGUCUCUGCGCCGUCCAAUCCGACGUAUACCUCCUCUGGCCCCUCUUCAUUGUGGGCUCGGAGUGUGUCCAAGAAGACCAUCGGGCAAGUAUUCGUUCCCGCUGCAAGGAUAUCUCCAAGGACUCGGGCUUCGUGAAUAAUCUGUCCUGCCUGGAACUGCUGGAAAAGAUCUGGGCAGAUCACUCGUACGAGUUGUCCUACCCCGUGUACCCCUCCGAGAUGGGUCCCCCGCCACCACUGGAUGGUAGCGGUCGUUCGGCUCCGUCUCAGGCCUUCCGUUGGUCUCGCGUGAUGCAGGCCAAACGUGGUGAUGGGGAGUAUAUGGUGGUGUAAAUAGCUGUUUGAUCGUCUAUAUUGUCUUUGGGUCUAACUUGAACUUUUACCCUUGAAUCCUACCCUUGGGCUAUGUGACCUUGGAUCAUUUGUGAAUAGUCUCUUCUGUGUUGGUAUAUCUGAGUUGUCUAAUAUGACUGAUUGGACCGGAUGGAUAGUUUUGGGGCCGUUGCCAUUUAUCUGCCACGUCUAGAAGAGCUUGGAGUUCUAUGCUCGGCCUGAGAAAAUGAUACCAUUCUGCACAUACUAAAUCAUCUGUUGUCAACACAUCUUGCUUGAUAUAUUGCCCAUCG
Molecule: messenger RNA, 3394 nt
Organism: Penicillium brasilianum
Lineage: Eukaryota; Fungi; Ascomycota; Eurotiomycetes; Eurotiales; Aspergillaceae
Source: the annotation of a GenBank genome assembly